Molecule: messenger RNA, 246 nt
Organism: Blepharisma stoltei
Lineage: Eukaryota; Ciliophora; Heterotrichea; Heterotrichida; Blepharismidae
Source: the annotation of a GenBank genome assembly
AUGCAGAAACCUUGGAGAUUCCUUUGAUUUUGGCUUUCUGAAGUGUUAUUUGAUGCUUUUGAUUCGUUAAAAGUUGAGUUGCUUUGAAUUAAUUGAUUGAAUUGCCCAAAGUCAUGGAAGGGUGGAUUUCAAUCAAUGUUAGAGUUUUUGAAGCUUUCAUGAGUCACUGAAUUUGUUUCCUUUGAGACAGAGACUCUUAAUGUUGAGAAGAUGAGGAAAAGUAUUCCAGCCACAGACAUUUUAUAA